This is a messenger RNA of Ectocarpus sp. CCAP 1310/34, 2915 nucleotides long. NCBI's taxonomy places the organism in Eukaryota, Phaeophyceae, Ectocarpales, Ectocarpaceae. The record is from the annotation of a GenBank genome assembly.
UGCACGCCCAACACACCAACACAUCAACAUACACUUCUACAUACCCGCCGCCUCGCGAGUUCCUUCUCAUUCUUCCAGAGCUCCAGAGCCAUUGGCGCGGAUCUACUCUUGUCUUUCCUCCCCUACUUCCUUCGACAAAUACGAGCGUUUUGCACAGCGCGAAGAACCGUUAAUUCUACCGAGGAACUGCUGCUGUACUUCGUCGCUGCAAGCGGGCUUGGAUGAGAUUCCAGGUUCUUCUUCUUGCUGCAGCCCUUCCUUCCGCAGUUUGCUUCACGGGCUCCCUGCCUCUACCGCUAACAAGAUAUGCUGGAAACCGCGGGCAGAGUGGCAGCGUUUUUCCUCGUUGGAGCUCCUUGCCGGGCUCUCCGGAUGUCUUCCCCCUGGUGGAAUCCGACAUCGAAAUUCCUCAAGAAGAAUCGCACGGUAGCAUUCUCAGCAACUCGGCUCUCGUCGCAGGCAAUAUGAUAGGCGCUGGAGUUUUGGCGCUUCCUUCUGUGACGGGCGCACCAGGAUUUGUUCUCAGCUCAACAGCGAUGGUCGUCGUGUGGGGGUACUGUCUUUGUUCGGGGAUGCUAGUUGCGGAAUGCGCUGGACAGGGCCGAAGCUCUGUCCAAGAGAUGGCGGAAGCAUCCGUGGGCAAGACUGCAGGAAACUUCAUGUGUGCAGCCUUUCUGAUGAGCAACUAUCUCCUGAUGGUAGCUUACAUCUGCCAAGGCGCGUCCUCAUUGCCGUUGUUAUGGCCCGAGUUUUGCGGCCCGGUUUUCACGAGCUGCAUAAAGGAUUUCCACCUUGCACCUCUGCUCUUCACCGGAUUGGUAGGAUCCGUAUCCUUGUGGGGACCGGCCAGAUUUGUGGAAGCCGCCAACACGGCUUUGGUGGGUUUGAUCGCGAUUUCGUUUGGUGGACUCGUGGCAACUGGUCUACCUCGCGUCGACUUUACGCUACUUGCACUAACGCCGGACGCCUCUACCCUGCCAGCGAUGCUCCCGGUGGCGCUCUGCGCCCUGACUUUCCAGAACGUUGUGCCUGCUGUCUCGAAGAACCUGAACGGGGACGCGAGGAAGAUCAAGGCUUCGCUCGCUAUUGGCUCCGGACUCCCACUGAUGACAUAUAUUCUCUGGAACGCUGUCGUGCUCGGAAGCACCCGUAGCCUGGACCCCAACUCAGCCGUUGAAAUAGUGUCACCUCUGGACGCACUUGCGGCGACAUCCCCGGCGCUUGCAUCACUGGUUUCGGUUUUCAGCAUAUCGGCGAUUAUCACAUCAUUCUGGGGCGCGGCGUUUUCUCUCAUGAUAGAACUGACGCACCUGGUUGACGCCCUAAUGUCGGAACAGAGGACUGGCAUACUCGACACCAUUGGACAGUUUCCAAUGGCUGAUGACGCUCGCUCGAUCGACGAGGUUGCCCGUCACGACCAGAACGUCAAACUAUGCGCAACCGGACUGGUUUUGGUCCCGCCGACAGUGGUGAGCAUGGCCUGCCCAGACUCAUUCCUUACUGCCCUAGAUUGUGUCGGCAUUUAUGUCGACCCGUUCUUGUACGGUCUCGCCCCCGCGUGCAUGGCGUACUACAUGCGCAGUGGUGACGGGCAUAGAGCUCAGCUGCCUGGUGCUGGUCUUGCUUUCGUCGCUGUUGUCACCGGUGGACACAUUGCUUGGCAGACGUUCCUGCGGAUGGGUUGAGGGAUUAAAAAUAUGUUUUUGUACGCACAAGCCGCACCUGCAGCCGAUCUCGGUAGGUGGUUUGUUAUGCGUGCAAUUUUGGUGUUGCAGGUUGUUUGCGUAGGUGGAAGGCGGUGCGCAAUGUUGCCCACGCCUCCUGACGUAAACUCAGUGUUUGUUUGCGGGUUUUGUGUAUUGGCGCAAUCGUUGCAGCUGGUUUAGGUGGGGGUGUUAAACCACAGCAAUCAUUGCAGCCGGUUUAGGUAUGGGUGUAAAACUACAGUAGUGGACCUGAAUCUGUGAGGAAGUAGUUACUGGCGGGGCGAUCAGGGAGUGUACAAAGAUUGUUGUACAAUAGUUGGCAACACGAUUGCGAGCGGUACCCGUGACCUAUGUAUAUAUUUUGGACGAAGGCACGCAUGAGUGUCUUUCCUUCUGUGCUGGCACCAUUUUUGCUUCCUUUUCUGGUGUUGAAGCACUCAAAAGCAGCACAAGUUUCCAUGUGUUUAUUGUAUUCUUAUUCUUGUCAGGUCGAAAAGAAAGGAUGAGAAACAGAUAUCUACAGAGUGGUGUGUGAAAGUCAGGUGUGAUGGUAGCCAAAUCCCCCCCCAGCUAUUAGUCGAGAGAUGUACAAAGUGGUUUGUGAACGAGUGAUGGUGGGCAAUUUUUCCUCUGUUUGCUGAGAGAAUGGCGGACGCUGCCGCGGAAGAUGGGCUAAACGUAGUUUCUGCGAAUUCGUCGAGUUUUGGACAAGUCAAACACUUGAGUUCUGCCGAACAGCGUGGGAUGUCGGGGUCGUCACUGAGUGAUGCCCUUGUGUGCCGUUUUGUGUCACCGAAACUGUCCGGUAAAUAAUUUUACACGCCUUUUGCCCUGUCGAAUUGUUGCUCGAGGUGGUACGACUAUUGUGUGCGGCGUGGAAAUGAUCAUGUAGAGCAAAAAGGUCACUUACAGUAGUACGGAUUACAUGCAGGAGCCUUAAAAUAGGUCAACCGGUGGAAUAUUGGCUUGCACUACUGUUCUUGGUCCGUCCUUGUAUAGUACGUCCCCCGCGCCACUGAGAAUCCUGUUACGUUCUCACUUCGGAGAACCCCUUUUUAUCCUGCACCGUUUCGCAGAACACAGCCCAAAAAUGCAGAGUUGUGUGCGCAUGAUUACGUAAGUAGUGUGUAUGUACAUCGCGAAAUUUCCACCCGCUGAGCGGAAGUUUUUGCAACAGCGACUUCAGCGUGCGCCAGCUCAGAGAGGCGU